AUGAAACCAAGAAUAUUCCUCACCUUCCUGGCAGCUCUGCUCUGUUGGAGUUGUUGCCUGGCCUCGGAGCUGUCUUUCCUGUUGGAGCCCAGUGAUGUGAUUGCAGUGAGGGAUCGCCCACUCAUGCUGGACUGUCGAGUGCAGGGCGAAGAACCAAUCAUGGUUACGUGGCGUAAAAAUGGCGUGCCUUUACCUACCAGUCCACGGGUUCGGGUGUUGGCAAAUGGCACGCUGUUUAUCCAGAGCUUCCAGAAACGCAGAGAGGGGAGUGAAGCGGAUAUGGGCGAGUACGACUGCGCUGCCCAAAAUCGCUAUGGCUUGCUGGUCAGCCGCAAGGCCAAAGUCCAUUUGGCAUCUCUUCCUAAGUUCCACACACACCCAGUGUCCAUGGCGGUGGAUGAAGGGGGAGUUGCUCGCUUUCAGUGUGAGAUCAAUGGAGUCCCUGAGGCUAACAUCACCUGGGAGAGAGACAGAGUACCACUUAGCACCAAUGACAACAGGUACACUCUCCUGCCAAUGGGGAUCCUCCAGGUGACAGGUGUGAGGCAGGUGGAUGCAGGAGUUUUCCGCUGUGUCGCCAUCAACAUCGCCAACACUCGCUACAGCCACGAUGCUGUGCUCAACGUCACUGGUGGAGCAUCCAGAACUUACAAGGAGCCAACCAUCCUGUCAGGACCCCAGAAUCUCACCAUCACUGUCCAUCAGACUGCCAUCUUAGAGUGCAUUGCCACAGGAAACCCAAGACCCAUUGUUUCCUGGAGCAGGCUAGACGGUCGCUCCAUUGGGGUGGAGGGUAUUCAGGUUCUGGGAACAGGGAACCUGAUGAUCUCAGAUGUGUCUCUGCAGCACUCUGGUGUAUAUGUGUGUGCUGCCAACCGGCCCGGGACCAGGAUGAGGCGUACUGCGCAUGGCAGACUCGUAGUACAAGCUCCUCCGGAGUUCCUGCAGUGGCCGCAGUCUGUCUCUAAGCCAGCAGGGGGCAGUGCUGUGUUCACCUGUGUGGCUCAGGGCGUCCCCGAACCUCACCUGAUCUGGCUGAAGAACGGCAAGGUCCUAAUGCCUGGACACAAUGUCAAACUGACCAAUAAUAACAGUACUCUGGCUCUGACCCGUAUCAGCUCUGACGAUGAGGCCAUCUACCAGUGCAUUGCUGAGAACACUGCCGGGACCAACCAGGCCAGUGCCCGUCUGGCAGUGGCUCAGGCUAAAGACCUGCCCAACGCCCCCCAGGGCCUCACAGCCAGUGGCCUGUCCACCAAUGUCCUGCAGAUCAUAUGGAGCCAGCCACCCCCCAACGUCACUGAAAGCAUCAUCGGCUAUGUCCUGCACAUCCGAAAGAUAGGAGAGCCCGACAGUCUGGAGCUACAGGAAGCCAUCAGCAAAGGCACCUUCCAGCAUGAUGUGACCAACCUGGAGCCAGCUACUACCUAUUCCCUCUACCUGAAGGCCUACUCCCCUCUGGGAGCCAGCCAGCAGUCCCUCACUGUGGUGGCAACAACACUAGGGGGCGUUCCGACCCCUCCCACCUUCUUCACCAAGGUGGUGAACUCCAGCUCUGUGCAGGUCCUUUGGGAACUCCCGAGCAAGGCUGGCAAGGCUGAGGGUUUUAGGCUGUCCUACCGCAGGGUCCCCCACACUGACUUCCAGGGGCCCAUCCAGCUGCCAAGUCACAUCAACGCCCACACCAUCUCUCAUCUAGAACCUGGUGCGGUGUAUGAAGUCAAGCUGGUGGCCUACAAUGGAAACGGGGAGAGUGACUGCUCCAAGAGACUGGUGUCACUGGCAGAGGAAGGAACAAGUGCCCAAACUACAGGAGGGAACAGUCUGUGUCAGUGCAGGGAUGGAGAGGCCUCUCUGGGCAGCAUUGUUAUUGGCAUUCAUAUCGGCACCGCCUGCAUCAUCUUCUGUGUUCUCUUCCUCAUGUUUGGAUACCGUCGCAGUUUGUUUUGCAGUAAAGGGACUCAGGACAGCUGGUCUGUACCGAGGGACAACACAGGACACAACGGUAUCCCUAAAGAUGCAGCAAAUCGUCCCAGAGUGGAGCCAAUGCCUCAGGUGGUCUGUCCAGCACAGUGCCAGGUCGUCAUUGAGCAGCACCCGUCAGGUUUGCCUGGCACGGGCACUGGCUAG
Scomber japonicus (chub mackerel) is the source of this 2130-nucleotide messenger RNA. RefSeq names its product immunoglobulin superfamily DCC subclass member 3. Gene Ontology annotation, biological process: axon guidance; cell-cell adhesion. Gene Ontology annotation, cellular component: axon; plasma membrane. The record is from RefSeq and is a predicted model, not a curated record. Lineage: Eukaryota; Metazoa; Chordata; Actinopteri; Scombriformes; Scombridae. Gene Ontology annotation, molecular function: protein binding. The transcript is spliced from 14 exons. Bases 1 to 2130 code for a protein of 709 amino acids.